This is a messenger RNA of Xiphophorus maculatus (southern platyfish), 5614 nucleotides long. It is a transcript of the gene fnbp1b, whose product is annotated as formin binding protein 1. The transcript has 21 exons. Gene Ontology annotation, biological process: signal transduction. Lineage: Eukaryota; Metazoa; Chordata; Actinopteri; Cyprinodontiformes; Poeciliidae. The record is from RefSeq and is a predicted model, not a curated record. The coding region runs from base 113 to 2188 and encodes 691 amino acids. Gene Ontology annotation, molecular function: protein binding.
CGCUGUAUCAUUCUGCACGGUUUGCUUAAAAAUCACAUAGGGUUUUCUUUUUUUCUGGUGCUGACAUCUAAGAUUCUCCCCGUAUUAGUCGGACGCAAAGAAGACAAAAGACAUGGUGGAGGAGAGGAUGGGAGACUGUUGGAGCCACACCAAGGAUCAGUUUGAUAACUUGGAGAAGCACACGCAGUGGGGGAUCGAGUUUGUGGAGAAGUACAACAAAUUUGUGAAGGAGCGAUCGGAGAUCGAAAUCAACUAUGCAAAACAAAUUAGGAAUCUUUCAAAGAAAUAUCAACCCAAGAAGAACUCAAGGGAAGAAGAAGAGAGCAAGUACACCUUCUGUCGAGCCUUCUUCACGACCCUUAAUGAGCUGAAUGACUACGCAGGUCAGCACGAGGUCAUAGCGGAGAACUUGACCUCCCAAAUCUUCAUUGAGCUUACGCGCUACCUGCAGGAGCUCAAGGCUGAGAGAAAAACGCAUUUCCAUGAUGGACGCAAAGCACAGCAGUACAUUGAAAGCUCGUGGAAGCAGCUGGAAUCGUGUAAAAGAAGGUUUGAGAGGGACUGCAAAGAGGCAGACAGAGCACAGCAAUACUUUGAGAAGAUGGAUGCUGACAUUAACGUGACUAAAGCUGAUGUGGAAAAGCGAGGCUUGAACAAGGCACGACAGCAAGCUCAGAUGAGGCACCAGAUGGCUUCUGACAGCAAGGGCGAUUACUCGUCCUACCUGCAAAAGUUCAACCAGGAGCAGAACGAUCAUUACCACACAAUAAUUCCCAACAUAUUUCAGAAACUUCAAGACAUGGAGGAGAAAAGGAUCGAGAGAGUAGGAGCGUGCAUGAAGACGUUCGCAGAGGUGGACCGCCAAGUGCUGCCCAUCGUGGGGAAGUGUUUAGACGGCAUGACUACAGCCGCCGAGUCCAUCGAGCCCAAGACUGACUCUCAGCAGGUGGUGGAGUCCUUCAAGUCUGGCUUUGAGCCCCCGAGCGACGUGGAGUUUGAAGACUACGGUCAGGCCAUGAAGAGGACGGUGUCCGAGAACAGCCUGUCCAACUCCAAAGAGAGCAAAGAGAAGCCUGCCGGCAAGAGCAAGCCCAAACUGUGGCCUUUCAUUAAGAACAAGAACAAGCUUAUGUCCCUGUUAACGUCCCCCCGUCAGCCCCCACCUGCCCCCCCAGCCUCAUCCCUGCCCUCACCCUCUGCUGUUCCCAACGACCCCCAGUCUCCCAAGCAGCACAAGGAGCCCCUCUCCCAUCGCCUCAACGACUUCAUGGCCUCCAAACCCAAAAUGCACUGCCUCCGGAGCCUGAGGCGAGGGCAGCAGUCCCCACGCUCGCUCAUUUAUCACAAAGAGCUCAUGAAGAGGACUCUGGGUCAACCCACAUAUGCUUUCGAAGCAAGGCAAUAUAUUCUUUCUCUCAAGCUGAUCACACUCAAUUCCCACGUCCGGAGUCUCAUUGAGGGAUCUGGACCAGAGGAUUUCAGUCAUCUGCCACCAGAGCAAAGGAGGAAGAAGCUGCAGGGCAAGAUUGACGACCUCAAUAAAGAUAUUCACAAAGAGAUGGACCAGAGGGAUGCACUGACCAAAAUGAAAGAUGUGUACAUAAAGAACCCCCAGAUGGGCGACCCGGCCAGCGUCGACCCCCGGCUGACGGAAAUAGGCCAGAACAUCGAGAAGCUCCAGGCUGAAGUGCAGAAGUUUGAGGGGUGGUUAGCGGAAGUAGAGGAGAGGAUGCCUUCGAAGAGCGACUCACAUCGUAGAAGCGGACUUUACGAGCCUCAGAGCAGCGUAGCAGUGAGCAAUAACUGUGCACAAGACAGAGAGAGGCCCCUGAGCAGCCCGGAUGGCAGCUACACAGAGGAGCAGAAUACAGAAACUCAGGUCAAAGCCAACAUCAACCCCAACCCCAACCCCAACCCCAAUCCCAUCCCCACCACCAUGCCGGACGACGAGGAAUUCGACGAUGACGACGAGCCGCUGGCCACCAUCGGCACCUGCAAAGCGUUGUACCCUUUCGAAGGUCAUAACGAAGGCACCAUCGCCGUGGCCGAGGGCGAGCUUCUGUACGUCAUAGAAGAAGACAAAGGAGAUGGCUGGACGCGGGUUCGGAGGAACCAGGAUGAAGAAGGAUAUGUCCCAACGUCCUACAUUGAGGUCAAUCUGGAACCGAAUGCCAAAGGCCAGUGGUAAAGGAACAAAGGAAAAAGAGAUCAGACGCUCUCAGCUCUAUGAUUCCUAAAAGUGAGAGGCUGGCAGAGGAAUGGCAGGGCAAGCAGCCGCGGAGAAAACCACGGUGUGAAAAAGUGAAAGAUGGGCUCAAUCUUUAAAGAAAAAAAAUAUCUGAGAAAGAGAGAGCGAUGGAUGAUAAGAAUGCCGCUGAAAUUCACAACACAAACAUUUUGACAAAAACUUUUUUUUAAUUAUUAUUAUCGGCAGCGUCGAGCUUCCUCCGCUGAACAAAAGAGAUCGGUUUUAGCUCUCAUAACAUUUUCUAUUUUAACUCCCCCCUACCACGACUCAUUGGACAGUACACAAUUUCAUCCUUGGUGUUUUACAGCAGAGCUUUGCUUCUUAAUGUCACUAACUCUGCUUGCGGCCAUGAAGAGGCUUUUUUUUUGGCAUCCUCGCUCCUAACGCUGCCCCUUGCCUGGCACUUUUUUUCUCUCUCUCUCUUCUGCCUAAUUUCUUGUGACGCUCACAAUUACGGGAAAGCGUGUGGUCAGAAACAGGACGGAAGAGCAGCAGGAGCCCGAAGGGGAACGUUAAAACACAGCCGCACGAAGCCGUAAAGUUCCUAAAACAACUCAUCCCAGUCUCAUCGCCUUCACCCUUCACUCCUUAAAAACGUCUUCUUUUUUAAAAAAAAAAAUUCAACCACUCAUUUUGCAGGUUUUAUCCAAGCAGAAACAGGAGGUGCUGAUCACCUUUUUUUUUUUUUUUUUGUAUUUCUGCUUUCUUUCUUUGUUUUUGUGUCAAACCACGUUCAGGUUCCUGGGAUCGGCUGGAGGCCCGUCACUCUCACCCCACAGUACUCAUGUCUCGUCACUUCUGUGUCUGUUCCUUUCUCUGACCACACCCUUUCGUUCCCACUCUCCUUCUUGCCCCCCACUACCCCCACUCAGGCAGCUCAGGCUACCUGUCUCACAGCUGCUUCGAGCCUCCCCCGUCUUGCUUUUUUUUUUUAAAUGUUAUUUUUUUUAAUUUGCCAAGGCUCGGGGCGUGUGGUGCGUUGCGGUGCAUGCUUGCCCUGUCUUCCUCCUCGCCCCCCUCUGCUGGCGGCUCGGAGAGGCGGCUUACGCCACCCCCCACCCACCCACUCCGUCCUGCUGCCGCUGCCUCGAGCCUUUCUGUUCAGUUUAACCCUCAUUGCCUGGUCACACUGUUUAAAUUAACCUGAAUGCUACUGUUUGGGUUCAGUGCCUGUGGUUUUUCUAAAACGUUUCUUUUUAUAUAUAUAUUUAUGUACAUUUCCUUUUUGUUUGUUCAAACAGCAUGUUUUCCUUGUUUUUAACCGCAAAUAUGUGAUCUUUCCCGCCUCCUUCUCCCAGUGCUCCAAAGUGUAAUCACAGAUGAUGACGUUAGGGAGCCAUAAUGUUGUUUUCUGACUGAUCUUACACAUAGAUAGGUUACCUCUUGUGAGUUUCUGUCCUUUUCUAUUUGUUUGUAAAAACGUAAUGCGACUUGUGGCUAGUUUACAGUCCAAUACCCUGUGGGAAAUGUCUCUGCUUGGUUUAGGCAACUUAGAAAAAAAAUAAAAUAAAUCCCCGCUUCUACUGUAUACGAAGAUGUACUGUGAUGAACAUUUUCUUGAGACUGAAGUGUGACAACAUACAGAUCAUCACCUGAAUUGAGCCUUAACCGGGUGGGACGAAAAAGAUGUAGUUGGAUUUGUUUAAUACGAUGAAGGUGUCUGUAGGCAUGGGCCGGAUUACUGGUGUCAAGGGAUGCCGUGGUUUUUGAAAUCUGCAAACAUUUAGCAACAUUUCAAUGGUUUAAACUCCUUUUAAAGACUCAGGUGGCUUAAGUUUUCUCCAAAUAUGACAAGCCUCUCCUCUUCACCAUGUCCUCCAGGCUGUCGCUCAUCUGACUGGGAGAAUUUUACUGCUGUUUUUCUCAUACUUGUCAAGUAGAUUCGGUUCGAAUGGGGACAAAAAUUGGAACAUUUGUUAAAUUUUCUGCUGGUGCAGUUCGCCUUCACACUGCACUGUCGAAAGAAGCAAACCUGUUUACCUCCUCACCUUUGGUGGUGCUGCACCACGAGUCACUGAAGGAAAUUACACCAAAACGUCUGAAGACGUGAGCGUCGCAAAACAAAACCUCCUUCACAAAAUGUAAAUAAAAAUGGAAUGGCGUCAUAUUUUAGUGGUUGAAGUUCAUUUCUGUUUUUGCUAAAAGACCAAAAGCCAUUUCUCCCGCUAUCGCUAGGCUUGUGCAUUUGUUUUGGUUGUUUUUAGUACAUGUGCAUUGGGGUCAAGAAUGUGGUAUUCUCAGUGUUCUGCUGGUUUAGGACUGGGUACGUUACUUUUGCCGUUAGAUCAGGAUCGCUUAUUCAUAUUUGCAGAUUAGCUGACCCCCAAAAUUUCUGAGAGCCUAACCAAGUGGCCGUAGAAGUAUUUUCUGAAUUCAUUUCACUUUUUUAAGCACUCGACAUGGCGAGGUGAUUCUUUAGCUGCGUCACACGUGGGAUAUGCAAAGCACACAAGAGCUCCGUUGUGUUUUCAGUGUCAAAUACACAGUAAGGUAUAUUUUACUCCACUGAAAUAAAAGCUCAUUAGGAAGACACAAGAGCACAAAAGAGUUUUGGAUAAAAGCAAUUAGAUCAUGCCAUACAUUUUGGUUACAUCUUAUCAGAAACUCAGACCGACCCAUGCCUAACUCUCAGACUGGAAGACUACAACUUUUUCCCCACAUUCAACGGCACAUAGUGUACAAGAUUUCAACUUUUUCAUUAUUAUUAUUUGUUUAUACUCUUUGAGAUUCUUCCUCUUUGUGUCUUUUUUUUUUUGUUUGUUAGAAUAUUCUGUUUCUCAUCCCACCUAAAUGAGACUCCUCUCGACAGCAAAGAUAAAGCAAACAGUCCCACUGUUCUGCGUUCUGUUCAGCAUCCACCUACCGCAGGUUUUCAUAAACACUUCCCAUGUGGAGGAGUGAUUAAGCAGACCUAUAAAUAGGCUCCCACCCUCCCCCAUCUCAUCACGUCAAGAUUUUUUCCGAGUUUAUUUUGCGUCUGUGAUAAACGUCGAGAGCGAAGUGGCGGAUUUACGGCAGCGAUCUGCCUCACCACAAGUCUUUUAGCCCUCAGAAUCACCUGCCUGUACAGAGGAUGUGACAUGAUGGAGUCAGAGAGAGUAUAUAUGAAUUUAUUAAAAAGGAAAAAAAAAAAAGUUUUAAAAGGAAAACAUCUAUUUUAACUAUAUGGAGAGUCUUACCGCGGAUUUAUUUGCUUCGACUAGUAAGACUUCUUUUUUUUUCCUUUAUGAGACCUACCAAAUGGUGUGUUUUUUGCACUUUUUCAUUUGUGUUCCAUUUGGUGGCCCCAUGCUUGUUGUUUUGGAGCACUGAAUAAUUUGUAUUGUGUUUAAUUUUAUGUGCCAAUUAAAUAUGCCUGAAAAGAAA